AUGGCCGGAAAUAUCUUGAAAUAUUCAACAAAACUCUUCAGUCCAGAGAAGUCUUGGAAUUUUCCCAAGACACACACGCACCAGCAUAUAUUUGACGACAUUCUUAAUAAAGGCGUAACUCGCAACUAUAAUACAAAGCCAUAUGAGAAGGCAAACGGACCAUUGAAAAAGUUCUAUCAGAAUCAUACCAAUUUCAAGAAUGUAGCACCACAAAUUCUCCAAGUCAAUGAAAUGGAUCUUGUGUCAAAUAUUGUACGUGAUGGAAUAGACUUACUCGAUGUUUCUGUGGAGAAAAAUAUAGAAGAUGCAGAAGAACGAGACGGCCUAGACCUGCCAGCAAAAUCUAAGCCUGGAAAUGACCAUAUACAUCUUGGAUCAAAGCUUCCUACCAUUACAUUGUCUGAACUUGAGCUGGAAACUAUCCACUCACAAGACACUGCAUUUAAUUUAUUCCGACGAAGGCUGGGUCAAUCACUCUCACAAACCGUUGGAAGUAGAGUUUUGUUGAGUACAGAUCAUCCAGUAAGUGUUUAA
Psilocybe cubensis is the source of this 534-nucleotide messenger RNA. RefSeq lists its product as uncharacterized. NCBI's taxonomy places the organism in Eukaryota, Fungi, Basidiomycota, Agaricomycetes, Agaricales, Agrocybaceae. Bases 1 to 534 code for a protein of 177 amino acids. The record is from RefSeq and is a predicted model, not a curated record. The transcript has 3 exons.